Molecule: messenger RNA, 735 nt
Organism: Necator americanus (New World hookworm)
Lineage: Eukaryota; Metazoa; Nematoda; Chromadorea; Rhabditida; Ancylostomatidae
Exons: 7
Coding region: 1-735 (244 amino acids)
Source: RefSeq, a predicted model, not a curated record
AUGGAAUUUCGCAGCAUUUUUUCUCCUUCCACUUCAAGGGAUGCAAACAUACGUAGGAAAAGAACAGCUCCAUUGAAAUCAUCGCGUCACGACGUGUUGGAGUCUGAGAGCGUUCACUGUGUUGCUGCGGGGCACUUUCUAAGCAGACCUACAAGGAUUUCAUGUUGGGCUGACGAAGCUGCCAAUGCUUAUGUUUCGGAAGUUGCAAGGAAGUACACAGCAAGAAUGCGACGCAUUAAGGAGCGAUCAGAAGAGCCGAGUUUUCAGUCCGAGUCAAGCUCUCUUGCUCAGAUAGAGCAAAGAUUGAGUUGUCUUGUUGGCGAAUGUGAUGUAAGUAGGAUGACGUGCUGCGUUCCUAUGUGUGGACGUGUAUUUCAUUCUGUUCCAGUGUUAGCAUGGCAUAUGUCCUAUUCACAUCACGACCUGGCAGUUAACUCAGCAUAUGGCACGCUUUGUUUUGUCUGUGGUGUUCGAAUGGAUAGCGUAAAGGGAAAGGUAAUUCACUUGGUCAGUAAGCACAAAGACCUCUGCUCAUCCCACAACGAGCAGUGCUUGCAUCAACGAUUACCCGUCAUAUCUCCAUUAGCGCCCGCAGCCAUGAGAUUAGCUCAGUAUUCUGGUGGCGAGGAAGAGGACGACGAAUCAAAUACAUAUGAAGAAGUUGCUUUUGAUGACUUUUCGGCAAACAGCAGUAUUGCGGUAGAACUUAGCGGCGAGAAAGUUGGUUAUGAUUAG